Cloeon dipterum is the source of this 1435-nucleotide messenger RNA. RefSeq lists its product as uncharacterized. The transcript is spliced from 5 exons. The coding region runs from base 480 to 1073 and encodes 197 amino acids. The record is from RefSeq and is a predicted model, not a curated record. Lineage: Eukaryota; Metazoa; Arthropoda; Insecta; Ephemeroptera; Baetidae.
UUUUGGUCCUUUAAAUUCACCUAAAAACACAGAGUUUGCUAAUUGCCACAAACUGGCAAUAAUUAGACAAUUUCAAUGUUAAAUUUCAAAAUAAAUACCUAUUGCCGCUUUAUAAUCACAUCCAAACACGGUUCACACGCCAUCUCUUAAGUACUCAAUCAAAUAACUUUUAGCCUUGAUAACAAUGGAAGCUUUCAUGAAGCGAUAUCGAUGGUAAAAUUUUGCCAAAAGUGACCUCAAAACGAAACCCUUUGACUACAAAUCAUUAUACUUGCUAAGAUGCACUAUCUGAUUGGAUAUAUCUAGUCUCGCUUAAAUUUGAAUGUCUCACAAUUGGCAUUAAAAUUGCACAAAGCAGGGAUAGCAACUUUAUACUCCCGGUCAGCAAAAUGAUGAUUUGUCCCAGUGCGUGAAAUAUUUGUUCGACAUUUACAUUUCUUCUCGGUUUGACCACUCGGUGGAAGAGAAUUACAUCGGACAUGGGGUCAUUGAAGUGCCCUUUGUGUUGUAACAAGGAGUUCCCGAACCGGCGCUCGCUGCAGCUGCACUUGCUGGACACUCUGGAACUUCUCAAGUGUCCCCUGUGCAGCAAGAGCUACCGCAGCAUCAUCGGACUGGUGCAGCAUCUGAGCCUUUCUAGUUGCUCCGUCGAGACCGGCGUUAACUUUGACGAUCACUUCGUCACUUACGUCGAUUGCUCUUUUAUGAAAAAACCCAAGCAGGAGGUGGUUUCACCUACUGGGGAGCAGUCAAAAACUUUUCAAUCUGUUGAAGAGAAAGUCUGUGAAAAUAUGCGUAAAAUACACGGCUCUGAAGAAGAAGCAAGGGGCUCAUCCAAAGGAGAAGUGAUCGUGCCUGAUUCUAAUUCACAGAACUUGUUGAUACAAUGCACUGACACCAACGAGAUUAUCUGCAUAAACCUAGAAGGAGCCAACCUUCAAGGCGCGGGAGCUUAUGCCGUGUUGGAUGAUAAAAUCAUUCAGAAGACUUUAAUAUCACCUGCAGGGAACCAAAAAUUACCUAAUCAAAUGGAUCCUUCUAAAACGGUUUCAGUACCUCAACGCAAGAGCUGAUCCACGGUUGUGUACUGAUUAUGCAUGGUCGAGUCUCUCAUCCAGAGUGGGAUAUAUGGAAGUAGAGGCCUUUCAACAGCUAGAUACCAAAAAUAAUCAUUGCAAUAUUGCCUCCUUUCAUGUAAUUUAAGGUGUGCGUCAGUCAAGGAUAAGUGAGAACUCAAGGUGGCAGGUGAAGUCUGCAUUGUUGUUGACGUGUUUUAGGUGCUGUGUUUUUUAAAAUGUCAAUGUGUGCUCUUUUUUUUCAGUAGUUGAUACGCAUAAAUUGAUAAUCAUAUAAAUAACAAUUAUUUAUUGUACAAAGUUUAACACAUACAAAUACAAACGUUGGAACAUUUCAAACGUAAUUGUGAAAACCAUCA